Messenger RNA from Balearica regulorum gibbericeps (East African grey crowned-crane), 2343 nucleotides. NCBI's taxonomy places the organism in Eukaryota, Metazoa, Chordata, Aves, Gruiformes, Gruidae. The record is from RefSeq and is a predicted model, not a curated record.
CAGGUCAAUUCAGUGAAGAUAUGAUUCCUACUGUGGGCUUCAACAUGAGGAAAGUUACGAAGGGUAAUGUUACAAUAAAGAUUUGGGAUAUAGGAGGGCAACCACGAUUCCGAAGCAUGUGGGAGCGAUAUUGCAGAGGAGUUAAUGCUAUUGUCUACAUGGUAGAUGCUGCAGAUCGUGAAAAAAUAGAAGCCUCUCGAAAUGAGCUGCACAAUCUUCUAGAUAAGCCACAGUUACAAGGGAUCCCUGUUCUAGUACUUGGAAAUAAGAGAGACCUUCCUAAUGCUUUGGAUGAGAAACAGCUAAUUGAAAAAAUGAACCUUGCUGCUAUUCAGGACAGAGAAAUCUGCUGCUACUCAAUUUCGUGCAAAGAGAAAGAUAAUAUAGAUAUCACGCUUCAGUGGCUUAUUCAGCAUUCAAAAUCUAGAAGAAGCUGAAGUCUUCCUGGAAUCUCCAGUACCAGUUGGCCAUAAUCUCAAUUGUCCACUUCCCUCCAUAAUGAGAUAUUACCCAAAAAUCCUGUAUCAAGAAUCUGCCUUUUCACGGUUCAUUUCUCAUGUGCACUGCUGAAGACUUGUAUUCCUAUUCUGUCACAAAACAACUAGAGUUGUCAUGAUAAAGUCAGCACAAAUAUUUAUUUUACAACCAUCUGUGGUGGGUGGGUUGUGGGGGGGGCUUUUUAAAAAAAAAAAAAUCUCUCUACCAUGUUAACUAUGAUGGUACACUCUGUUCUGGUUUUUCAGGGCCAGGUUUUUAUAUGAUUUUCAGCAAGUGUUUUAUUUCUAGCGUUUAGUGGCUUGAAGAUGCUGAUGCUUGACAGCAUUAAGAUUCUGUAAGAUGCCACAUACAGUAGUUAGAAAACAUUUAAGCGUGAGUUGUGGGAUACUGAUUUAUCUCACAAAUGCAUGUGAUGUGUGUAUGUAAGCAGAGAAAUGGAAACUGUUUGCAGAGGGGAGCACAAGGCAUAGAUCAGCAUCACUAAUCUACAGCUGAGAUCUUACCCUGUCACUCGAAAAAGAAAAUUCUUAUGAUGAAUUAGGAAAGAGUCAACUGUUUAAAAUCAUUUCGUUGCUUCUGUUUAACAUUUGUGCGGGGGAUGGGGAUGGACUGUUUUGUCAAGCUUACCAAAAUUGGAGUAUUUCAGCAUGAAAACAAAUUGCUAGGAACAUCAGACUUUGUUCAAAUACAUUUUUCUAUCUACAGAUACUAGUGGUCUCUAUCUGAAACCAGAACACACAUUCUGAGCAGCUGCAUGACACUUAAGUUACUGGUGUUUUUGUAUAGAGUCAGUCAACCUUUAGCACAAUAUCUAUGUAAUUGUCUAGUGUCUCUCCUGCUCAUGAAAUGGCUGGGCACAGUUUCACCUGGUGCUAUGGAAUAUCUAGGCUAUUGUGACAACUCUAGACCUGCCUGCUUUCUUGAUGUAACCAUGUGCAAAGUCUGUAAGUUGCAAGAUGAAAUGUUCUACUGUGUCAAAGCACAAGAGAGCCAAUGAAUCGAUCCUGUUUCUUGACUAGCUCCUACAGUAUAGGGAAGUAUGUACAAACUAAAGAUUGUAAUGUUUUUGUAGCUUUACUUUCUCAAUGACUUCAGUAUAUUUAAAGGAACAGACUUAAGACUGGUUUGUUCAUACAGUAAUGUCAGUGUAGCUUACUAGUGUAUGCAAAUACAUCAUACACCUGCUUGUGUUGCCUCACACUGUGUGUGAUUCUUCACCUAAAUGUAGUUUGCAUUGUGUCAGAGCCUUUGGUUGGAAACACCGUGUAGUCCAUCAGUUAUGACAAGCCAGUUUUAACUUAGACUGCCAUGGCCUUACUGUUCUGUACCAACUAUCGCGCUGUUGCACAGACACUACGUGCUGCCUGCAUUCGGUCUGAACUUGCAUUUUAACUUUUUGUCCCCUUUCAGUUCUCUGAAGCAUGAUUUCAGUUAAUUCAUACUCUGGUGCUGUAGAGGAGAGGGUAUAUUAACUUGCUACUGUAGUCCCUAGUUCACCAGGAACUGCUACAGUUACUUUUAUUUAGCAAAUUUGCUUGUGCCUAAAUAAGGAAAAUAAACUAGAAUGUGUGAAUCUUUGUGGGGGACCAGGUCACUGUUUAGUUAACUGGCCUAUAGCUAAACUUGAUGUGUUUGGUGUUUAUAUACUUCACUGCUUUCAGCGUUUAUGGCAUCCAAACACUACCAAUUGUUAACCUGUGCAUUACUCUCUGCAUGUGAACAACUUAUACAAUUACUGAACUUUGUAAAUACGUGAAUUUUUUUAUUUAGGUGGAUGCAUAUGUUGGUUUACUGCUCUUCAGCUUUAUUCAAUAAACUUAUGUUUUGAGGGUUGUAUUGACACUU